Erythranthe guttata (spotted monkey flower) is the source of this 1051-nucleotide messenger RNA. RefSeq names its product RING-H2 finger protein ATL74. The record is from RefSeq and is a predicted model, not a curated record. Lineage: Eukaryota; Viridiplantae; Streptophyta; Magnoliopsida; Lamiales; Phrymaceae. Gene Ontology annotation, molecular function: transferase activity. Gene Ontology annotation, biological process: protein ubiquitination.
AGCUAAUUAUGAUUAAAGUGGGAUCAGGUACCCUAAUCAAAAUUCUCAAGCAUUCCCCCUCCUCCCUUAACUAGUUAGCCCUCUACUAGAUGUGUUGGUAAGGUUUCGUCAAGUUUGUUCUUCACAAAUAACGACAUCUUCCUUUCUGUACAGUGUUUUUCCCCGCACUUGAUCAUAAAAAAUAAUUUUAGAGAAAAAAAAAAAAAGACAGUUGGAGGUAGUGAUUUAAGGUUUGUUACUUGUUGGAAAAGUGUGCAUAUGCAGUUUGGUAGAAAUUCCUAAUUUCAGAUUUGAAUAGUACUGUUAAUUUAAAGCCAAAUCCGAUGGGAUUCUACCAACGGCGGCACCGCUUGCUGCUGGAUCCUACACCGGGUGGUGCACCGCCGAUUAACGGCGGCGGAAGCCGCAGCGGCUACACCAGAGGGGCGACGAAUUUCGACACUAACAUGGUAAUCAUACUGGCAGCGUUACUGUGUGCUUUGAUUUGCGCGCUAGGGAUAAAUUCAAUCAUCAGGUGUAUGCUCCGGUGCGCCACCAGGAUGGGCUCCGCCGCCGGGAGCGAGGCGCAGUCGGUGUUUGGGAGGAGGGGACUCAAGAAGGCGGUGCUCCGCCGCAUUCCGGUGGCGGUGUAUGCCUCCGGGGAAGGGGGUUUCUACACGGAUUGCCCUAUUUGCCUUGGCGAUUUUUUGGACGGUGAGAAAAUUAGGGUUCUGCCGAAAUGCAAUCACUGUUUUCACGUUAACUGUGUUGAUGUUUGGCUGGCUUCACAUUCGUCGUGCCCCACGUGCCGCCGGUCGUUGGCGGCGGAGCGGGCGGAAUCCGGUGGUGGUGAGACGGUGGCGGGGAGGGGUUUGGGGAUUGCGUCAUUAGGUGGGCAUGGUGACGCCACUGCUGUUACUAGCUCUGCUGAUGAGGUGGGCUAAUUAAUUUUUUUUUAAUUUUUUUUUUCUGUAAUGUGGAAAAGAAAUUAAGAAAAAAUGGAAUGUAAUUAUUAUUCUUAAUUAGGUACUUAAUUUUAAGGACAAAAUGCACGUCACCCCUAUAAUUUUUU